AGCUGGUGGGCGGCGAAUUCGACAUGGAGCUGAACUUCGUGAUUCAAGACGCGCAGAAUAUCAGGCACAUGUUGGAACUGCUCGAUCAUUGCCCGCCCAAUCUCCAGGCCGAAAUAUGGAGCGUGUUCAUCGCUAUUUUGAGGAAGAGCGUGCGGAACUUACAAGCGUGUACAGACGUAAGCCUCAUCGAACACGUGCUGCUUCGAUUGUCCCGGGCUGAGACUGUUGUCGCAGAUUUAUUGAUCGACAUGCUUGGAGUGUUGGCCAGCUACAGUAUAACAGUGAAGGAGUUGAAGCUCUUAUUCGGUGCUAUGAAAGCUGUGAAAGGGAAAUGGCCACGACAUUCGGCGAAACUGUUGAACGUUCUCCGCCAGAUGCCGCAACGGAAUGGACCGGACGUGUUCUUCAGUUUCCCCGGCAGAAAGGGAUCGGCGAUCGUGCUUCCGCCGCUCGCGAAAUGGCCACACGAGAAUGGAUUCACGUUCACCACGUGGUUCCGUCUGGACCCCAUCAACUCCGUUAAUAUCGAACGAGAAAAGCCGUACCUCUAUUGUUUCAAAACUAGCAAGGGAGUGGGCUACUCGGCGCACUUCGUAGGGAACUGCUUGGUCCUCACGUCGAUGAAGGUGAAGGGCAAGGGCUUCCAGCAUUGUGUCAAAUAUGAAUUUCAACCACGUAAGUGGUACAUGAUCGCCGUAGUGUACAUAUACAAUAGGUGGACGAAGAGCGAGAUUAAAUGUUUGGUCAACGGUCAAUUGGCUUCGAGCACUGAAAUGGCGUGGUUCGUUUCGACAAACGACCCCUUUGACAAAUGUUACAUCGGGGCAACACCGGAACUGGACGAAGAGCGCGUGUUUUGCGGACAAAUGAGCGCGAUUUAUCUGUUCAGCGAAGCCCUGACGACGCAUCAGAUAUGCGCUAUGCAUAGACUGGGGCCUGGAUAUAAGAGUCAGUUUCGUUUUGACAACGAGUGCUACCUGAAUCUGCCUGACAAUCACAAAAGGGUGAGUGAUGAGCCGGAGCUCACGAGCAUGGUGGACCAAAGUAUGCAGACUGUGCUCUACGAUGGCAAGCUGUCGAACGCGAUUGUGUUCAUGUACAACCCGGUAGCAACGGAUUCUCAACUUUGUUUGCAAAGCGCACCGAAAGGCAACGUCUCCUAUUUUGUACAUACGCCGCACGCCCUUAUGCUGCAGGAUGUUAAGGCUGUCAUCACGCAUUCCAUUCACAGCACGUUGAACUCGAUUGGUGGUAUUCAAGUGUUGUUCCCUUUGUUCUCGCAGCUAGAUAUGCCUUACGAUUGCAUAGCGCCAAACGACGUUAAACGAGAUCCAACGUUAUGUUCGAAACUGUUGGGGUUUAUUUGCGACUUGGUGGAGAGUUCGCAAACCGUUCAGCAACACAUGGUGCAGAACCGUGGAUUCCUGGUGAUCAGCUAUAUGCUGCAGAGAGCGAGCAGGGAUCAUCUGACAACGGAGGUUCUCGCGUCGUUUUUGGAGCUGACGAAACACCUGGUCACCUGCCUCAGCGCCAACAGCGACUUGUUAUUGAAACAGCUAUUGGACCACGUCCUUUUUAAUCCCGCUCUGUGGAUUUAUACACCGGCGCCGGUGCAAACGCGGCUUUAUUCGUACUUGGCCACAGAGUUCCUCAGCGACACGCAGAUAUAUUCGAACGUGAGAAGAGUGUCCACGGUGUUGCAAACGGUGCACACGCUCAAAUACUAUUACUGGGUUGCCAAUCCGCGAGCCAAGAGUGGAAUCACUCCCAAAGGACUUGAUGGACCGCGACCUCAACAGAAGGAUAUUUUGACAAUACGUUCUUAUAUUUUGUUAUUUCUCAAACAAUUGAUCAUGAUCGGGAAUGGAGUGAAGGACGACGAGCUGCAGAGUAUUCUCAAUUACCUGACGACAAUACACGAGGACGAAAAUUUGCACGACGUUUUGCAAAUGCUCAUAUCGUUGAUGUCGGAGCAUCCAUCGUCGAUGGUGCCGGCUUUCGACGCGAAGCAGGGCGUCAGAACGAUAUUCAAAUUACUAGCGGCGGAGAGCCAGUUAAUUCGUUUACAAGCGUUGAAGUUGCUGGGGUUCUUUUUGAGUCGCAGUACACACAAGUACGUAGACGAAUUCGACAAACGAAAAUACGACGUUAUGAGCCCUCACAAUCUGUACACGUUACUGGCCGAGAGAUUACUGUUGAACGAGGAGACAUUGUCACUACCAACCUAUAAUGUUUUGUACGAGAUCAUGACAGAACACAUCAGUCAACAGAUCCUCUAUGCCAGACACCCCGAACCAGAGUCCCAUUAUCGUCUAGAAAAUCCAAUGAUUCUGAAGGUGGUGGCGACGUUAAUUAGACAAUCAAAGCAAACGGAGCAACUGCUCGAGGUGAAGAAGCUGUUCCUCUCGGAUAUGACAUUGCUGUGCAACAACAAUCGAGAGAAUCGGCGAACUGUUCUGCAGAUGUCUGUAUGGCAGGAAUGGCUGAUAGCCAUGGCCUACAUUCACCCGAAGAACACGGAAGAGCAAAAGAUCUCGGACAUGGUGUACUCGUUGUUUCGCAUGCUUCUGCACCAUGCUAUUAAGCACGAGUACGGUGGAUGGCGAGUGUGGGUGGACACUCUAGCCAUCGUGCACUCCAAGGUAUCCUACGAGGAAUUCAAGCUUCAGUUCGCUCAAAUGUACGAACACUACGAGAGACAACGAUCAGACAACAUCACCGAUCCCGAGCUGAGGCAGCAGAGGCCGAUCAGCACCAUCUCCGGUUGGGAUCAGCAACAUUCGGGGAACAACGGCUACAACAAACCGUCACCCUGGGGCAAUCAACAGAAUCACGACGUGCAACACGUGGAGAGGAAUUACAAGGAGUUCGACGCGACCGAGGGCAACGACCGUUUGGAAGAGUCGUGCAGCUGCGACCUGAACUCGAUAGACAACACGGAGAGCGACGGGAGUCCAGCGAUCGUCAAGUCGCACAGCGAGACCCUGGACACUGCUCAGUCGAGCGAGGCGAUAUCUCUCGACUCGAGGCUGAGCGACAAGCCGGAAACACCGACGACAGCGCGCGAGAUCCACACGGACACGCCGACGAUCCUCGAGGAGGGAAACAGCGAGGCUGUCUCCAUCCCGACGACCCAGGAGACCAGCGAGGCGAUAUCGAUAGAGAGCUCCAGCGAUUUCUACAGCGAGGUGCACAAGAUCGAAGGUUCCAGUCCGGACUCGCUGGUGGUGGCGCAGGAUGUGCACUUGAAGAAGGACGACGAUCCUUCGGAGCCGAAGUCGCAGGACGAGACGACCGUCUCGCAAUCGUCUGCCGUUGAAAAGAGAGAGACGGAGAGUGUAGAGACGAAGCAGGAAGAUAUCGAACAGACAGAGGUAACGAUGUCUGAGGAGAAGACGGACGUGCCUGACGCCGCCGGUUCGAACGUGCAGAAAUCGCAGGACGACGAGAGCUGCGAGGCUGAAGGCGAGGUCGAGGCCGAAGCCGUGGUCGACGCUGAGGUGGAAACCGAGGCAGAGGCUGUGGUUGAGGCUGAAACCAAGGUGGAAGCCGCAGCUGAGACCGCAGCUGACGUCGAGACCGAAGCUGCAGCUCCUGCGAAGGAGAUCGAAGAGACGACGAACGGCGAAGUGAAAUCGACGGUGGAAGAUGAAAAAGUUCAAACAACUCCCAACGAUGAGAUUCCCUCGGACAGGGUGGAGACGUCGGAGGAAACGGAACAGCAGACGGAGGAAGGCUCGGCGGACUCGGUUGUUGUUCAAACGGAGCAAAUGGAUUCGGGGCCAGUGUCGCCUGUUUCCUCCAGCGAGACGUCAGAGCCGCUGAUCAUCAAGGACAUCGAGAAGCUACAACUGGAGAACGAUCGGGAAGUGAUCGACAGCGACACCUCAGAGGCGUACUUGACACCGACGGAGAACCAGGACAAUUUGGGCGAUAUGAAGUCGAAGGAGAUGGACAAGAUGGACGAGAAUGUUGUCAACGUGGACGUUGAACAGACGAAGAAGACGAGUGUUGACGUUGAGGAUACGGUGAACGAGAACGUGAACAAGGGAGGCGAGGAAACGGUGAAGAAUUCCAAUUGCUCAACUAGCGUAAUAGAAAGUAUCGAGACCGGUGAGAAGAAGGUAGAAGACGUAGAAGAGGAGAAAGCGGAGACAGUAGUGACUAGUGAGUUGUGUAGUGAGAGAUGCGCCGUGGACUCUGUAACAGAGGACAAAAGUGCUGUUAUUAAUGAUAACGGGGAGAAGGUAACAAAUGAUAAACAUUCAAGGGAGCCGUCCACUAUUUCUACUAACGUAAGUGAUAAUCAGCCAGACACUCCGGUGAGGACUGAAGCGGUGGUAGAGGUAACAGAUAAUAGUGUUUGUAGUAAUAGCGAUAUUCAAAGUUCUGUAGAUAACGCGACGCAAGUGCCAAAUCCUAAACAGCAAAUUCCAACAAUAUCUACGGUCUGUGAUGCAAAUAAAAAUAUGCCCGACGGUGUGCCUCAAAUCGUUAGUUCAACAGUGGUUGCGAGGGAUAAUUCGUUGUUGAAUGACUUAACUCCGGAUCACGUAGACGCCCAUCGCAGAUCCAGCUUGCCGGCUGUAUCCACCGAGACAACCACCGACGAUAAUCUAAACAGUAACGAACCUCCUUCUUUACCCGUACCCUUGCGUAAAACAUCGUCACCUCAGAAACGACCAAGGAGUGCCUCAACGUCCACGCAAGUGGAUCCCAAUCAUUUCGAAUCGAAACGAUCGAAGCAAGGUAAUCCUUCCACGAGACCAAUGUUCAGUCCAGGCCCGACUCGACCACCUUUCAGAAUACCAGAAUUCAAAUGGUCUUACAUACAUCAGAGGUUACUCUCGGAUGUCCUCUUCUCGUUAGAGACAGACAUUCAAGUCUGGAGAAGUCACUCGACAAAGUCAGUGUUGGACUUUGUAAACAGCAGCGAGAACGCAAUUUUCGUUGUUAAUACCGUUCAUUUGAUAUCGCAACUGGCUGACAAUCUGAUAAUCGCCUGCGGAGGAUUGUUGCCGCUUCUAGCAUCGGCGACCUCGCCAAAUAGCGAAUUGGAUGUAAUUGAACCAACUCAGGGGAUGCCAAUUGAGGUAGCGGUUUCUUUUCUGCAAAGACUAGUCAACAUGGCUGAUGUACUUAUCUUCGCCAGCUCUUUAAAUUUCGGUGAACUGGAGGCCGAGAAGAAUAUGUCUAGUGGCGGUAUUCUAAGGCAGUGUUUACGACUGGUCUGUACAUGUGCCGUUAGAAACUGCUUAGAGUGUAAAGAACGUGGCAGAUCGUACAGCAUGUUAGGUCGGCAGAUUGGUUCUAGUAAUAAAUCACAGCACAUACAGUCUCUUAUACGUGGAGCUCAAACAUCACCCAAGAACAUUGUGGAUAAUCUGGCACAUCAAUUAAGCCCUGUAAAAGAUCCAGAGAAAUUACUGCAGGAUAUGGACGUGAAUCGCUUAAGAGCUGUGAUAUACAGAGAUGUUGAAGAAACCAAGCAGGCCCAGUUUCUGUCCCUCGCUAUAGUUUACUUCAUCUCUGUACUUAUGGUAUCAAAGUACCGUGAUAUAUUGGAACCGCCAAUAUCACAACGACCACCAAGUCCAGUCCAAACGAUACAAACUAAUGGUGCUAGUUUAAGACCAGGUAGCCCUUCAGGUAUGAUAUACGUCUAGUUCAACAAUUUCUUACACUAUAGUGAUGCAAGACAGUCAUUUAAUAAGUGACUAAGUAAGAUAGUUAAUACUAUAUUAUCCAGGA
Molecule: messenger RNA, 5751 nt
Organism: Frieseomelitta varia
Lineage: Eukaryota; Metazoa; Arthropoda; Insecta; Hymenoptera; Apidae
Product: neurobeachin-like
Exons: 26
Coding region: 24-5666 (1880 amino acids)
Biological process (GO): intracellular protein localization
Cellular component (GO): membrane; cytosol
Molecular function (GO): protein kinase binding
Source: RefSeq, a predicted model, not a curated record